CCGACGAGUUUCGACAAGCCGCCAUCAUGUCUCUCGUCUCCGGAGAGAAGUCGAACUUCCAGUACAUUAUCCGUCUCCUCAACACCAAUGUUGACGGAAAGCAAAAGGUCAUGUACGCCUUGACCAAGAUCAAGGGUGUCGGUCGCCGAUACUCCAACUUGGUCUGCAAGAAGGCCGAUGUUGAUCUCAGCAAGCGUGCUGGUGACCUCACCUCUGAGGAGCUUGAGCGCCUCGUCACCAUCAUCCAGAACCCUCUUCAAUACAAGAUCCCCACCUGGUUCCUUAACCGACAGCGCGACAUUGUCGAUGGCAAGGACUCACAGGUCCUCGCUAACGGAGUCGACUCCAAGCUCCGUGACGAUCUCGAGCGCCUGAAGAAGAUCCGUGCCCACCGUGGUCUCCGACACUACUGGGGCCUCCGCGUCCGUGGACAGCACUCCAAGACCACCGGUCGUCGUGGACGUACCGUUGGUGUGUCCAAGAAGAAGGGAUAA
Molecule: messenger RNA, 494 nt
Organism: Aaosphaeria arxii CBS 175.79
Lineage: Eukaryota; Fungi; Ascomycota; Dothideomycetes; Pleosporales
Product: ribosomal protein S13
Exons: 5
Coding region: 27-494 (155 amino acids)
Biological process (GO): translation
Cellular component (GO): ribosome; small ribosomal subunit; cytosol
Molecular function (GO): RNA binding; structural constituent of ribosome
Source: RefSeq, a predicted model, not a curated record